AUGUCGCGCAGCGUGAGCGCCGCCGCCGACCGGUGCUUGGAGCUGGACCGCGUCAUCAGCACUCGCGCCCGCUCAGGAAGCCUCGGCCUCGACAACGCGCUCAAGCUGUUCGACGGAUUGCUUACCCACGCCAAGCCCGCCUCGGUUACUGCCUUCAACCAGAUCCUCACCGCUGUGUCUCGGGCCUCAGGACGACGCUCCUCCACCUCAGAGUCAGAGCUCGUCGUCUCCCUCUUCAACCGGAUGAUCCGUGAAUGCACCUUGAAGUUGGCUCCAGACCUUUACACCUACAGCAUACUCAUGGGCUGCUUCUGCCGCAUGGGCCGCCUGGAGCAUGGCUUCGCCACCUUUGGCGUCAUCCUCAAGACGGGCUGGAGAGUGAAUGACAUAGUCAUCAAUCAACUGCUCAAAGGUCUCUGUGACGUGAAGAGGGUGGGUGAGGCCAUGGACGUUUUGCUCAAACGAAUGCCUGAGCUUGGCUGCACACCUAAUGUAGUAUCAUACACUACACUUCUCAAAGGUUUCUGCAAUGAAAAGAGAACUGAGGAGGCACUUGAGCUUCUGCACAUGAUGGUUGAUGAUCAAGUUAGGAGCUGCCCACCGGAUGUGGUGCCCUACAGCACCGUCAUCAAUGGUUUCUUUAUUGAGGGUCAAGUGGACAAAGGGUACAACCUGUUUCUUCAAAUGAUGGAUCGCGGGAUUUCACCGAAUGCUGUGACAUACACGACGGUAAUUGAUGGCCUGUGCAAAGCUCAAUUGGUUGACAGGGCCAAGGUUGUCUUUCAGCAGAUGAUUGAUAAAGGUGUAAAGCCCAACAUUGUGACUUACACAUGUCUGAUCGAUGGAUAUCUCUCUAUAGGGCAGUGGAAAGAGGUGGUUCGAAGGCUUGAAGAAAUGUACGCACGUGGUCUUGACCCAAAUGUUGUUACUUAUGGUUUGCUGCUGGACUAUCUAUGCAAGAAUGGGAAAUGCACAGAAGCCAGGACGAUUUUUGAUUCUAUGAUUAGGAAGGGCAUAAAACCUGAUGUAAGUACCUAUGGCAUUAUGCUUCAUGGAUAUGCUACCAAAGGUGUUCUUUCUGAAAUGCAUAGUUUCCUAGAUUUGAUGGUAGAAAAUGGUGUUUCACCUAAUCAUCACAUCUUCAACAUAAUGUUCUCGGCAUAUGCUAGGAAGGGAAUGAUAGAGGAGGCAAUGCAUAUAUUUACUAAAAUGAGGCAGCAAGGAUUGAGUCCUGAUGAAGUCAGCUAUGGAGCACUAAUAGAUGCACUAUGCAAGGUAGGCAGAGUAGACGAUGCUGUGCUCAAAUUCAAUCAGAUGAUCAACGAAGGAGUCCCUCCUAGCAUCUUUGUUUUUAACUCCCUAGUUUAUGGACUGUGCACCGUUGACAAAUGGGAGAAAACUGAGGAAUUAUUUUUUGAAAUGUUGAAUCAAGGAAUUUGUCCUGACGUCGUGUUCUUCAACACCGUAAUGUGUAACUUAUGCAAAGAAGGACGGGUUAUGGAAGCCCAGAGGCUAAUUGACUCGAUGGAACAUGUAGGCGUGAGGCCUGAUGUUAUCUCAUAUAAUACAUUAGUUGAUGGCCACUGCAUAACUGGUAGAAUUGAUGAAGCGGCAAAGCUACUUGAUGUUAUGGUCUCAAUUGGCCUGAAACCUGAUGAAAUCACUUAUAAUACUUUGCUUCAUGGCUAUUGCAAAGCUCGAAGGAUAGAUGAUGCUUAUAAGCUUUUCCGAGAAAUGUCAACGAAGGGACUUACGCCUGGAGUUGUGGCUUACAAUACUAUAUUGCAUGGUUUGUUUCAGACUAGGAGAUUUUCUGAAGCAAAGGAACUCUAUCUCAAUAUGAUCAACAGCACAACAAAGUGGAGCAUUUACACAUACAACAUAAUUCUAAAUGGGCUUUGCAAGAAUAAUUUUGUUGAUGAAGCAUUCAAAAUGUUUCAGAGCUUGUGUUCUAAGGAUCUUCAACUUAACAUUAUUACUUUCACCAUUAUGAUUGAUGCUUUGCUCAAGGGUGGCAGAAAGGAAGAUGCCAUGAAUUUGUUCGCUACUAUCUCUUCUUAUGGUUUGGUUCCAGAUGUUGUGACCUACUGCUUAAUAGCAGAAAAUCUCAUAGAAGAAGGGUCCCUAGAGGAGUUCGAUGGUCUGUUGUCAGGAAUGGAAAAGGGUGGUACCGCUCCGGACUCACGUAUGUUAAAUGCUCUAGUUAGGAGGUUUUUACAUAGAGGCGACAUAACCAGGGCUGGGGUUUACCUCUCCAAACUUGAUGAGAAGAGUUUUUCACUUGAAGUUUCCACUACUGCCAUGCUUAUAUCACUUUUCUCGAGGGAGGAAUACCAGCGCCAUGCAAAGUCUCUGCCUGAAAAGUAUCGUGUCCUCAAUGAAGCCAAGAAAUGA
Molecule: messenger RNA, 2394 nt
Organism: Miscanthus lutarioriparius
Lineage: Eukaryota; Viridiplantae; Streptophyta; Magnoliopsida; Poales; Poaceae
Source: the annotation of a GenBank genome assembly